This is a messenger RNA of Rhineura floridana, 8824 nucleotides long. RefSeq names its product NIMA related kinase 8 (gene NEK8). The coding region runs from base 47 to 2182 and encodes 711 amino acids. NCBI's taxonomy places the organism in Eukaryota, Metazoa, Chordata, Lepidosauria, Squamata, Rhineuridae. Gene Ontology annotation, biological process: protein phosphorylation. The record is from RefSeq and is a predicted model, not a curated record. The transcript is spliced from 16 exons. Gene Ontology annotation, molecular function: ATP binding; protein kinase activity.
AGUAGCUGGAUCCAACCCCUGGAGUUUAUGCCCAGGUUGAGUGCAUAUGGAAUUGUGUGACCCCCCAAUCUGCCAGACUGUUACAGGGGUUGAUGGGAAUUGUAGUCCAGUGACGCCUGGAAGAUCACACAGGAUUGUACACCUCUGCUUGCGCAAAAUGGACCAGAAAUUGGUGAUCCUGAAGCAGAUCCCAGUGGAGCAAAUGACCAAGGACGAGCGUCUGGCUGCACAGAACGAGUGCCAAGUGCUGAAACUGCUCCACCACCCCCACGUCAUCGAGUAUUAUGAGAACUUUCUGGAAGACAAAGCGCUCAUGAUCGCCAUGGAGUAUGCCCCAGGUGGUACGUUGGCCGAGUUCAUCCACAAACGUGGCAGCUCCCUCCUGGAUGAGGAGACCAUCCUCCACUUUUUCGUGCAGAUCCUGCUGGCCCUGCACCACGUCCACGCUAAGCAGAUCCUGCACCGGGACCUCAAGACCCAGAACAUCCUCCUGGACAAGCACCACAUGAUUGUCAAGAUCGGUGACUUUGGCAUCUCCAAGAUCCUCAGCAGCAAGAGCAAGGCCUACACGGUGGUGGGCAGCCCGUGUUACAUCUCUCCGGAGCUGUGUGAAGGCAAGCCUUACAACCAGAAGAGUGACAUCUGGGCCCUGGGCUGUGUGCUGUACGAACUUGCCAGUCUGAAGAGGGCUUUCGAGGCCGCGAACCUGCCAGCCUUGGUGCUGAAGAUCAUGAGUGGGACGUUUGCCCCCAUCUCGGACCGCUACAGCCCCGAGCUGCGGCAGCUGAUCCUCAACCUGCUCAACCUGGACCCCUCCAAGCGGCCCCAGCUGAAUGAGAUCAUGGCAGAAGCCAUCUGCGUCCGCCCCCUCUUAAACCUCUACACCGACGUGGGCAGCGUCCGGAUGAGGAGACCCGAGAAGCCGCUAGCUGCAAUGCCGCCAGUGGCCCACGGCAGGGUUGGAGGGGGAGCUGUUGGCCCUGGAGCCAGAGGUGCCCGAGCCGGCUCAGCGAGGCCUGGCAUCCCUCCUGCCCCGUCUUCUGUCUACACCUGGGGGGGCGGGAUCACCACCCCUCUCCGCCUGCCCAUGCUGAACACGGAGGUGGUGCAAGUCUCCACUGGAAGGACCCAGAAGGCGGGUGUGACCAAAUCUGGGCGGCUGAUCAUGUGGGAGCCGCCCCCACUUGGCACGGCCGGGGGGCCCUCGCUUCCCGGGGCUACUGAGCAGCUGCAGCCCCAGUUUGUGUGUCGAUUCCUGGAGGGCCAGUCUGGGGUGACCAUCAAACAUGUGGCCUGCGGGGACCUUUUCACCUCUUGCUUGACAGACAGAGGGAUCGUCCUUACCUUUGGCAGCGGCGGCAGCGGCUGCCUGGGGCACGAGACGUUCACAGAUGUCAGCCAGCCUAAGAUUGUGGAGGCCUUGCUGGGCUAUGAGAUCACACAGGUGGCCUGCGGUGCAUCGCACGUCCUGGCUGUUUCCAACGAAGGGGAGGUCUUUGCCUGGGGCCGUGGGGACAACGGGCGCCUGGGGCUGGGGACGCAGGAGUCCCACAGUUCCCCGCAGCAGGUUCCUGUCCCCCCCGACCAUGAGGCGCAGAAGGUCCUCUGCGGCAUCGAUUCCUCCAUGAUCCUGACGGCGAGGAACCAGAUUCUGGCCUGCGGGAGCAACAGGUAUAACAAGCUGGGUCUGGACAGGAUCUCAUCCCAGGGGGAGCCUCUCGCUGUAGAGCAGGUGGAGGAAGCCCUUGUUUUCACCUGCGCCCGCUCAGCCCCCUUGAGUGAAGAGGCCAUAGUGUGGGCCGACAUUGGAACAGCCCAUUCGGCGGCCGUCACAGCCUUGGGCCGGUGCUACACGACUGGCAGCAACCAGCACGGUCAGCUGGGCCCCAUCCCCUGCCGGGCCAGCCGCGUGCCAUACCUGGUCGAGGGCCUCCAGGCCAUGAGAGUCACCAUGGUGGGCUGCGGCGAUGCCUUCACUGUUGUCGUGGGAGCAGAUGGCGAGGUGUGCACCUGGGGGAAAAGCGCCCGGGGCCGCCUUGGGCGGAAGGAUGAAGAGCCCCGGAGCCCUCGGCCCGUCCACCUGGAAGAGACCCACCCCAGCCUGGUAGCCGCCGUCUCCUGCUGCCACGGAAACACCCUGCUGGCCAUGAAGCCUGCGGUGGAGGAACCCGGUCCUCACUGAGAGGACGCCUGAGGCCCGAGGGCUGCGACGAUCCCUCCUUGCGGGUGCCUCUUCCAGGCCUUUCCCUCCAUCCCGCGCCAUGCCCUCUUCUUGCUCGGGCUGUUUGGGACGUAGGACACGGAGUGCCUGACCCUGCCGGGGGCAAAUCCAAGCCAAGAGCCCAGUGCCGCCCACAGCCUCCAGAUAGCUGGUGAGGACCAACCGGCGCCGUGUUUUUCAGUCUUCUCCCCCGUCGGAUGUGAAGCUGGCAGAGCCUUGUCCCGUGAAAAUGCAAGGGAGCUUGGCUUGGGGGGGGCAGCCAGCCCCAGGACAGAGCAGUGCAUGCUGGGAAGCAGUGCCCUCUGGCAGAGCCCUCUCUCUGUAACGGAGCCACCUCUCUCCUCCUCCUCCUCUUGAGCGUGACUUGGCUGGGGGGCAAGGAAGGGGGAGCCAGCGGGCCCUGGGUUUAUUUUCGCUGCUCUCUUGAGCUGACUCAGACUGUGCCGCGUGGGAUCUCGCACGCCCCAGCGGAGGGAGCUGAAUGCCUCUUGUUGCAGCUCCAGGCGCUACCAGGAGUGAUUCAGCGCCACACUUGUCACAGGCACUGCAAGCCUCUCUCUCCCCCCCCCCCCCCCGCAUCUCCCUUUCCCCAAGAUCUGACCCUGACUCAUGUGGUUGCAAACUGCCUGGGGUGAGGGGCCUGGAGACUCAAGUCCUCUUGGGGAAGCUUGAAGAAGCUGGGAAUGUUUAGCCUGGAGAUGAGGAGAUUAAAACGGCGACAUGAGAGCCGUCCUCAAAUAUUUGAAGGGCCCCGUAGAUGGCAGGGCAAAAAUGGUUUCCUGCUGCUGCAGAGCAAGGGUGGGAAAGCUUUUCUCAGGCCGAGGGCCACGUCCCUUCCUGGGCAGCUUUCCUUGGGCCGGGUGCCAGUGGCGGGCAGGGCAGCAGGAGCACCAAAUGUGGAUGUUUAUCUGUGUCCAGGAGGCUGGUUCCUACACACACACUCGUGCAUCUCUCUCUCGCUCUCUCCCCUCCAUCCAUCCAGGCAGGCAGGCGGAAUUAUCAGGGUUCAGAGACACGUUCGAAGCCAGGCAAAAAUAUUUGGGGUGGGAAACAGGGCCGGGAAGGGACGUGGCAUGGGGACAGUCCCAAGGGGUAGAUGGAGGCGCACGGCCCCUGAGAUUCUCCAUCUCUGCUGGACACAACCCGAGCCGACACCUCAAAUGGAAAGGAAGGAGUUUUCAAGUCAUCUCUCGGAUUGUAUGAGCUCUCGGACUGCAGGAGGUGGCGGGCUGUCCUUUGUGAAAGGUGUUUGAGCAGAGACUGGAAGGCCACCUCGCAGGGAUGCUGGAAGAGAGAGAGAGAGAGUGCUAGAAGAUCUUUGAGUUCCCUUAAGAAGAGCCUGCUGGGUCAGGCCAAAGCUGGCCUAUGUAGUCUGGCAUCCUGUCCUCACAGCAACCAACCAGAUGCCCUGAAGGGAUGCCUGCAAGCAGGACCUGAGCACAGGAGCACUCUCUCCCCCACCUUGCGGUAUUUGGAAGCAUAACACCUCCGACUGGAGGCAGCCACCGUGGCUAGUAGCCAUUCAGAGCCUGACCCUCCAUGGAUUUCCCUAAUCCUCUUUUCAAGCUCUCCAAGGUGGUGGUCAUCACUGCAGAUUCCAUAGCUGAACUAUGCGGUGUGUGAAGAAAAAGCCCUUUUGUCUGUCCUGAAUCUUCUGACAUUCAGCUUCCUUGGAUGUCCCCGAGUUACAGUGUUACAAGAGAGGGAGACAAACCUCUCUGUCCACUUUCUCCAUGCCAUGUAUAAUUUUAUACACUUCACUUCUAUCACGUCACCCCUGAUCCGCCUUUCCCCUGAACUAAACAGCCCCAAACGUAGCAACCUUUCCUCAUAGGGGAGUCGCUCCAUCCCCUUGAUCAUUUUGGCUGCCCUUUCCUGACCUUUUCCAGCUCUACAAUAUCCUUUUUGAGGUGAGGCGACCAGAACUGUACACGGCAUUCCAACUGCGAUCGCACCACAGAUUUGCACAAUCAGCAGGUUUACUUUCAGCAUCUUUCCUAAUGAUCCCUAGCAUGGAGUUUGCCUUUUUCACAGCUGCUGCAUGCAGGGUUGGCAUCUUCUUUGAGCUCUCCACUAAGACUCCAAGGUCUCAUGCCUGGUCAGUCACUGCCAGUUCAGACCCCAGGAGCAUAUAUGUGAAAUUAAGAUUUUUGGCCCCGACGUGCAUCGCUUCGCGGUUGCUCACCUUUGCCUUUUUGCCGCCCGUUUACUCAAAUUGGAGAGGCCUUCACGGUCUCUCUUUGUUUUGAUGACCCUGAACAAUUCAGUAUCCUCAGCAAACUUGGCCACCUCACUGCCCGCCCCUAACUCUAGCUCAUGUAUGAACAAAUUAAAAAGCACAGGAGGUCCCAGUCCUGAUCCUUGGAGGACUCCCAUUUUCUGCAGCCCUCCAUUGGGAGAACUGUCCGUAAUCUGCCCGAGCCCACAGCUGGCAGCCACAAGAGGGAGACCGCUUUGGGCCUCUUGGGGACUUUUCCUUUUUCUCUCCCAAGUGGCUUCGGGUCUAGCAGGUCUCCAGGCAUGGAUCCUGAAACUCUGCAUUGGCCACCUAUCGCUCCCUGCCCUGUGAGCACAGACCCCCCAUGCCAAAUCCCUACCCAAAUAAUGCUUCUCUGCCCUUGGCCCCAUGCAGAGGUCAGCGGUCUGUGGGUUGAGUGGGGAGAUGGCCAUUUCAGCUCUCGGGAGAAGGGGAGAGGCAAAGGUCAGAGUACAGGAGAGCUCAAAGGCCGACGUUUGCGUCAUUCAAAGCGCUGUGUGUGUUUUUAAGAGCGUUUGGGGCUGUUUUAAAUACCUCGCCUUGACUAGAGAAAUGUUACCCACAUGGCUGUGCACCUGUUUGUUUGAGUUUUCCAUUUAUUGAACAAAAGGAAUUUCUGCCUUGGGCAUGCACGCUUUGCAAAUGGGAGAGGCCCAGGGAAUUGCUUGUAACUGCCGUUGCUCAGCCUGUGGAGUAGCCUUCGCCAGCCUGGUGAGGCCCUCCAGAGGUAUGGGGCAGUUACCAUGUUGGCUGGCGCCGAUGGGAGUUGUAGUCCGAAACACCUGGAGGGCCCCGGGUUGGCAAAGGCUGCUGUGGACCAUAGCUCAUUAGCAGAGCCCCCGCUUUGCAUGCAGAGGCUCCCACAUUAGAAAGGGUUCCGGUAGCCGAUUAUGGGGAAAGCGGUCAUCUGCCGAAAUCCCUGGAGAGCGGCUUCCAGUCCGUGUAGGCAGAACUUGGCUAGAUGGGCUAAGGCAGCUUCUUUCGUGGCAACAAAUUCUCCCACGAGGUGUGAACUAUCUGUCUGUGUGCUCCUGUCCUUGGUUCGCCUGCCUCUUUGUGGGGACGUUGAGAAUCCAGUUAGGCUGAGCUGAAGUAAACGUGGUUGUUUUGGUUUUAUGGACCCCCACCUUGGUAGUGUUCUUCCUGAAGGAGGAGAUGAUGUGAAAGGGGUUCAGGAGCAUGAAGAUGACCAGGGAAGACAGAAUUCUGGAGCUGAGUCGUUCAUGCGUUCCGGACGCACUCGGCUUGUGCCCACCUCUCUUUGUUGCCACACCUUUCUGUGAUAUCUUCCCGGUUUCCACUUGGGAAUACAGGAAAGGAACCACUGCACAAGGGGGAGAAGGUGUGGGGCCUGGCCUUUUGCCUCCUUGCCGUGUUCGCCAUGCGAUGUGAUCCGAGGGCUCCUGGCUAUUCUGUCUCUGUGAGACAUCCCACUCCCCUCACCCCUUUCUUGGCGUUCCAUUUUUCUGUUUCUGUUGGGACUCAGCCACCUGAGUUUACUGUUAGAAAGAGUGGCGGCUGACAUUUGACUGCAAGUCGAUGGCUGACGUGCAAUACUAUUUAUUAUUUUUUUGUCUCGUUCAAUCAUGGUACACAUUAGACUGAACAGCUUUGCCUGCCAGAAUGAAAACCACUGAGACCUCCUCACAGCAAAGUCUCCGCUGCUCCUUGAAUAGCUGUCUUAAAAACAACUUCCAGGAUGAAAAUAGAAACAAGAAAUAAAACUUAAAAGUUCUCAUCCAGAAAUGUAUAAAAAGAACAAAUCCUACCCACCCACAUUUGAAGAGUGAGCACAAAAAGAGGCCGCUGAUGUAACCAGUUAGCCUCCAAAUGAAGGACAACAGACGUGUCUCAAUAAGGAUAUUUUUGUCCAGGACCUCAAAGCAGGCAAUGAUGGCGCCAAGCGUGCUUCCUCUGGGGAGAGCAUUCCUUAAACGGGGGCCACCACUGAAAAGUCUCCGUUCUUAUGUCACCAUCCUCCAUACCUCGUGGAACCCAAGGCAGCGUACAAGGUGUUCCCAGGUGGUCAACAAUCUAGGCAUUGAUGAAGCCUAGUGCCCCUUUGCCUCCUGCACCUUCAGACCAAACCCUGAGACUCUUGUGUUUUUGCUUUAAUAUCUCUGGGCUGUGCAAUGCACGUUUAUCUCCCCUUAGCAGACGCCAGUCUUCAUCUUCUCAGCCUGCCUAAGGCAUCUGACUGAGCGCUUUGACCAGGCCCAGUAUGGGCAUUCUUCUGUACCCUAUCUAUGGUGUACAGAGGUCAGGGGCCACUGACUAAAUUUCACAGUCGGUUGUUGUCACUUAAGCCAGCAAACCUGCCUAGAGGGAAGUCACAAAGGGAUCUGGAAGAAAGAGAGCUGUUUGAUCUACAAGUUGGGACAUAUCCUGGAUGCCUGAGGCAAGGCACCACCUCCCCCUUUUUACACACACAGAUUCUUUGUCUCCCCUGCUACCAGGGAAACCCAGCAAGCUUCGGGUUGCUGCUUCGGGUGCUCAGUGCAGGGCAGAGCACUGUUCAACUUCGUAAAGGAGCUGCAAUGGAGGGAGCUAGAGGCUCACGGGCUGCCAUAUCUGAAAGCGAUGCAUUGUGCACAUGAGAUCAGAAGCCUUUUCCCAUUGCCCAGCUUCCAUCUUGCCCCACAAGGCCUCGGGGCUGUGCCGGGAGGGAGACUGAGCUGCAGAGGCAAGGCCUGUGUUGUGGGCGUCCACAUUCCUGAAGCGCUGGUGCAGUGGCAUUGUGCUCUUUGCAAUCCCAAGACCCACAGCUGCAGUCAGACUUCAUUAUUCAAGCACCCGUUUGGCUUCAUAUGCAUUGCUUUAUAGGAAUUCCCCAUCACCACCAAAUCUGAAAUAUCGGUGACGUGCCGUCUCUCUGCCCCACUUCCCAUUCUUCUCCUCCCCUGGGGAGUGACAAGAGAGCCAAGAGCCCUCCACUGAGAGCACGACAGUGACACAGCAGCAGACAGAUAACGGAGAUUUUGCUGCGCAGGGUGACGUUGGCCAAGCCGUCGGGAGAAGGGGGUGGUGGCUGGGGCUUUGACCAUGAGUGAGGCAACGCUGAUCUCUCUGCGUGAUGGACUUGUGGAGCUAGGAGGAAAAGGUCAAGGGACUUUGGACAAGCAGAUCCCGCCCCCCCGCCGAUAAGAGGUACAAGGCUUUGACAAAUUCACCGAGGCUAAUGAUGGCUGUUAGCCAUGAUGGCUCUGUUCCCCCUGCGCUGUCGGAGUCAGUAAAGCCUCUGAAUCCCGGUUGCUGGGAAUCUCAGGUGGGCAGAGUUGCUCUGCACUCAGGGCCUGCUUGCGGGCUUCCCUUUGGGGUAUCUGGUGGGCCACUGUGGGAACAGGAGGCUGGACUAGGAUGGGGUCCUUCUGGCCUGAUCCAGCUGCCGAAGGGCUCUGGUGUUCUUAAGCCUUUCUGGACUGAGGCUGUUGCAUUCAGGGCACUUCAUUUGACCUUUAGAGGCUGAAGCUGCCAUGUUUGACUGUCACCCUGUUGAUGCAGACCGCUGCCCAGUGGCUGAGUACUUGCUUUGCGCACGGAGGAGCCCAGGAAGAAGUAUCUCCAGUUGAAAGGCUGCUAGCUGCGAAAGGCCUUUCUCUGCCUUAGACCCUGGGAAGCAGCUGCCGGUCAGAGGAGACAGCACUGGGCUAGACAGACAGCGGCUGCAUACACACCAUGCAUUUAUAGCACACACCUCCAUCUUCAAGAAUCCUGGGAACUGUAGUUUAUCCCUCACAGAGCUACAAUCCCCAGCAUCCUUAGCAAACUACAGAUUCUUUGGGGAAAGCCACAUGCUUGAAAUGCCUGGUGCGAAGGCAGUUUCCUAUGUCGGAAUAAGGAAAAUCCAUCCGUGCUUCAAGUCUUCUAGUAGGAUGGUCUGCAGACGCCCGGCAAGGCCUCACUUUUGCUUUUGAAGCUGCCGUUUGAGCUGGGGAAAAAGUGAGGAGCCUUGGAGAUCUUUGGGAGACCUUUGUUUGAGCCCAAAGAAAUUGGACGUUCAAAACAGCCUUUUCUCCUUAAUGAGCCUCUGCAGCGUGGUGUGACAACAGCAAUACCUUUUUCUGGGGUUGCCCCAUUUUGACAGUAGCGGCAUCAGAAAACAAUUUUGUUUUCAGUAGGGCAGGGACAGAAGCAGCAAACUGCCUUUCUGCCAAGCGGCAAGCUCUGUACCAGACAUUUGCUUCUCGAAAGAGACACCGGUGUAUAUUUUACGUCACUGUUGCAACCCCAAGCACAUUUCUUCGGAAUUCCGCUCUCCGUUAGGUGUUUAGAUGGACUUUCAAGUAAGCACAGAGCUGCAGACUUGCUUGAAUUUUCCAGUUUCUAAGCUUCCCAUGUUGUGAAUG